This is a messenger RNA of Umbelopsis ramanniana AG, 1400 nucleotides long. RefSeq lists its product as uncharacterized. The record is from RefSeq and is a predicted model, not a curated record. Lineage: Eukaryota; Fungi; Mucoromycota; Umbelopsidomycetes; Umbelopsidales; Umbelopsidaceae. The transcript has 3 exons. The coding region runs from base 59 to 1093 and encodes 344 amino acids. Gene Ontology annotation, molecular function: phosphatase activity.
AGCUUAUUUAGGUUUCACCUAAUCAUUUUAUUUUCUGAAUUUUUCUCUGCUGUCCACUAUGAUACCGUCCCAAGCAAACUCUACAGGCUCCAUUCCUCAACUCGAUGACAUGGUCCAUCCCUUUAUUUCCACCACACUUGGUAGCGAGGUUCAAUACGACUCGUCAGUAGCGUCAUCACCCAUCGCCACCCCAGGAAACGAGUACAAGUACACACAAUCAAGAAGUGCUCCUCUCUCUACUGCAGUCUUGAAGGACUUGGCUCUUCUUACCGAUGAAGUCAUCCACACCUCAAGAUUGAAUGAUAUCCGUAACAAAAAGGGUUAUAUUAUCGAUAUGGAUGGCGUUAUUUAUCAUGGCUCUACUUUGUUACCUGGAGCCAAGGAAUUCGUCCAGUUCUUGCAUGAUAACAACAAGGAAUUUUUGUUCUUGACAAACAACUCGGCACCUACGCCCAGAGAACUGAAACAAAAGUUGGGUCGUCUCGGAAUUGAUGUCGAUGAAAGCCGAUUUUACACUGCCGCUUUGGCUACCGCCCAAUUCCUCUCUACUCAGAUGCCUGAAGGAGGUUCCUGCUAUGUUAUUGGCGAGCCAGGAUUGACCUUUGCUCUCUAUUCCAAGGGAUUCUAUAUGAAUGAUGUCAACCCUGACUAUGUUGUCCUUGGAGAAGGACCUUCAUACGAUUAUGAAAAGAUGUGCAAGGCUGUCUCUUUGGUGAUGAAGGGAGCAAAGUUGAUCGCAACCAAUUUGGAUGUAGAGACCCUCAACUCCAAGGGAGAGGUUAUUCCAAGCUGUGGAGCUUUCACCGCUGCCAUUGAACUUGUUACCAAGACCAAGGCCUUCUUCUGCGGCAAGCCUUCCGCUCUCAUCAUGCGUUAUGCCCAGCGAUCAUUGGGAAUAAACCAUGAAGAUACCUGCAUCAUUGGCGACCGUAUGGAUACUGAUAUUGUUGCUGGUGUGACUUCUCAAAUUGACCCUGUGUUGGUCCUUUCUGGCGUAACGAAAAUGGAUGACCUUCGCAACUUCACCUACCGUCCCUACGUCAUCCUUGGUGGUGUCUAUGAGAUCCCUUACAACCCGGAACAACAGAACUGAAGAGGUGGUUCAUUAAGCAAGCGAUUAUCAAUUGGUUAUCUACUAUCCGGCCAAUUGCUUUUUCGUACAGUAUUUCUAUUGUAUAGUAACGCACUGAGCGUUUUGCCCCCAUUCCCAAUAUUUCCACGCAUCAUCCACUAUAAACUUUGUAAUUAUUUUUUUUUAUCAAUCAAUUGUGUCUGUAGCUGGCGGCACGAUGCGCUUGAGUGUGCGCUCGCUUAUAUUUUGUGCGUCAUGAUUGUUAAAAUGGUUCAGGAUGUAAAAAUGACAAAAGCAACGUCGAAGAAAAGAGUCACUAGUAGCAAAC